GGGCCUCCGGGCCCCGCCCCUGAGCCGGCAGAGGUGGUGAGAGGGCGGCUGCACCUGCCCGGCCUUGCGCUGAGACCGCUGUCUGUAGCGGGGACGCCAGGAAUAAGAGAUCCCUUGCAGAGAUUUGAAAAUGGCCGAAAACAAAAGCGUUGGCGUGUUCAGCUCUGCAUCCUUGGCUGUGGAGUAUGUGGACUCAUUGCUGCCUGAGAAUCCUCUGCAGGAGCCCUUUAAGAAUGCUUGGGUCUACAUGUUGGAUAACUAUACAAAGUUCCAGAUCGCCACCUGGGGCUCCCUGGUAGUUCAUGAAGUCAUCUAUUUUUUGUUCUCUUUACCUGGAUUUCUAUUCCAGUUUAUACCUUACAUGAGAAAGUACAAGAUUCAAAAGGAUAAACCAGAAACCUUCGAAGGCCAGUGGAAGUGUUUGAAAAAAAUUCUAUUUAAUCAUUUUUUUAUCCAGUUGCCUCUGAUUUGUGGAACAUACUAUUUUACAGAGUUUUUCAAUAUUCCUUAUGAUUGGGAGAGAAUGCCAAGAUGGUAUUUAACUUUGGCAAGGUGUUUGGGCUGUGCAGUCAUUGAGGACACCUGGCACUAUUUCCUGCACAGGCUCCUUCACCACAAGAGAAUUUAUAAAUACAUCCAUAAAGUCCAUCACGAGUUUCAGGCUCCGUUUGGAAUCGAGGCAGAAUAUGCACAUCCCUUGGAAACCCUGAUUCUUGGGACAGGAUUUUUCAUUGGAAUUGUGCUAUUGUGUGAUCAUGUAAUUCUUCUGUGGGCAUGGGUGACCAUCCGUUUGCUAGAAACCAUCGAUGUGCACAGUGGUUAUGAUAUUCCUGUCAACCCCCUGAAAUUGAUCCCUUUUUAUACGGGCGCUCGGCACCAUGAUUUCCACCACAUGAACUUCAUUGGGAAUUACGCCUCUACCUUCACGUGGUGGGAUAGACUCUUUGGGACAGACGCCCAGUAUCAUGCCUACAUUGAAAAAACGAAGAAGCUUGGGAAAAAGUCUGAUUGAAUACCCGCACUGGACGCCUUCCUCAACUGCAGCUGGCCACUGACAUUGCUUCUGGGGACUUGGCCGCCAAGUGAUUAAAAAAAAGUUAACGACCUUUACGACCUUCCAGAUGAGAGCUCUUCUAUUUUACAUCCAAGAUCUGUAUAUGUGGGAACAAAUAAGUAAAUAUAUAUACAUAUAUAUAUUUAAGUACAGUUUUCAUGAGGAGGUUUUAAAGGCCAUAUUGCUCACCUCACUAAAAAGUUAUUGGGAUCUGGAGAAAGUAUUAAUGUACAACUCAUCACUUCAUGCCAUAGAAGGCUGAAGUUGACAUUGCCUUUUAAGCCUUUUACAUACACUGGUCAGUUCAGAAAAUUCUCAACAAUAAUGUUUGCCUUCUAGUUUAAGACCUGAAGUGAAAAUAUCACAAAGUGAAUAUAUCAUCUGGUGAGCGAGUGACUGAAACCCCGCUCUGGUCUGGGGUUGACCAGUUUAGGACUAUUCUUUCUGUGAAGGAUUGUUUGAUUGUAAUAACUUUAUUGGCAUCUUGUAAAUUGACUCAUUUCCUACGUGAUGUACAUAGAAUAUUAUAGCCUAAAGAUUUUCCAGUUACUUGGAGUGUUUUUAAAUUGAGGAGCCCCACUUCCACUGUCCAUCCCUUGUCUUUGUGUGUCAGGUGAUCAUUAAAAUCGUAUCUUGAGCUUGAAUUCCCUUCUCUGUCUGCUUCUAGAGCUGGUGAAAUAAAUGUGAUUUUUGUCUGGUCCUUCUGGUUUUCAUGAAGAUGAGCUAUCAUGUUUUAUUCUUAUAAGGAAAAGCACAGAAAUCAUUAAAGUAAGUUUUACAAUAAA
Messenger RNA from Mus pahari (shrew mouse), 1839 nucleotides. It is a transcript of the gene Msmo1, whose product is annotated as methylsterol monooxygenase 1. Lineage: Eukaryota; Metazoa; Chordata; Mammalia; Rodentia; Muridae. The transcript has 6 exons. Gene Ontology annotation, molecular function: C-4 methylsterol oxidase activity; iron ion binding. The record is from RefSeq and is a predicted model, not a curated record. Gene Ontology annotation, biological process: sterol biosynthetic process. Bases 131 to 1012 code for a protein of 293 amino acids.